Vicia faba (fava bean) is the source of this 1782-nucleotide messenger RNA. Lineage: Eukaryota; Viridiplantae; Streptophyta; Magnoliopsida; Fabales; Fabaceae. The record is from the annotation of a GenBank genome assembly.
AUGAAGAAAGAUGUUACUGAUAACCCUAAAAAGCUCGCAAACUUGAUCGAUCUCGUUAACCUUCCUCCCACUCUCAGAGACUUCGUCGGAUUGGAGAAUUUAAACUUCGGCGACUUCAAGUUCGCUUCCGUUCCCAAUCAACCACUCCCUUCCACCUAUGGUAGGGGCAACUUCGUCAACCAUUCCAAUCACAUCAAUGGCACCACCAUUUCAAAACCCUCUGAUCCAUUUACAGUUUCCCCGGAUCCCCUUGGGAAAACCGCAAACAAAGCUUGCGGAGCUAUUCCGCUUUCAAUCUUCGGCGAGGAAGAAGAUGAUGAACCUGUUUCUGAUUCCAAUUCCAAUGAUUUUUUCUCCAACGGUGGUGGUGCUGUUGUGAAAAAGGGAUCCGAUUCGAAUGGUUCCGUUGGAAUUAGUGAUUUGAUUUCCAAUUUGUAUCAUCAGCAAAACGGAUCAGCUUUGAAAUCCAAUGUCGGCUCUACCAGUCCGAAGAAAUCGAGUGUAAACAAUUUGAAUCAGGAUGAGGACGACGACGAGGACGAUGGAUGGGAAUUCAAGUCUGCGAAACGGGAAACUGUAAAUGAAAACUUCAAUGUUAAGGUUGAAACGCCCAAGCAUGGUAACAGUGCAGUUGGAGCUGGUGCUUUGUUAGACUCAUCUGACAAAGUUGGUGAACGGAACCUGGGGUUUGAGUUCAGUCCUAUUUCUGCAUCUCACAGCCUACAGCUAAGUCUGAAAGGUGAAUCAAAUGAAAAUGGAGCUGGGUUUACCAUGUUCAAUCAAACUUUUGGGAAGUUGGCAAAUGCACAUUCAUGGCCAGGAUCAAAUCAAACUUUGAAGAGCCUCUCUCCAAUCAAGAUUUAUGUGAACAACCUCACCAUUCAAGAGAGCUUUCUUGAUUCUGUCCCCCAAGGAUUUGCUGAUAAGAGUAGAAGGAAUAUUAAGCUCUGCAAUUUAGUCAAUGUACAGUCGCUAUCUGGAUCUCCUUCCAAUUUCCAAGUUUACACUGCUUUAUUGAAACCUCAUGAGAGAAUUAUGGCACUCGAUCUUCCCCAUGGUGGGCAUCUUUCACAUGGAUAUCAGACUGACACCAAGAAUAUAUCAGCCGUAUCUAUAUUCUUUGAAACAAUGUCGUACAGAUUGGACGAGAGCACUGGUUAUAUUGAUUAUGACCAGAUGGAGAAAAGUGCUGCACUUUUUAGGCCAAAAUUAAUAGUUGUCGGUGCUAGUGCUUAUGCCCGCCUUUAUGAUUAUGCACGUAUUUGCAAGGUCUGUGAUAAACAGAAGGCAGUUAUGUUAGCUGAUAUGGCCCACAUCAAUGGAUUAGUUGCUGCAGGUGUUAUUCCUUCUCCUUUUGAUUAUGCAGAUGUUAAAAAAUUACAAGCUGCAAUUAAGGAUUCUGUGUCUGAAAAUGAGGCAUUUCAGAAAGUAUUUGGAAAAGAAAAGCAUGGAUAUGUUCGUAGUAUGGGACUUGGAGUUACACCAUCUCAAAUUAAUAGAUCUACGAGAUCGAAAUCUUCUUCUGCAGAAAGUGAACAAAUAAAGGAAAUGCAAGAAGAAAUUAAUGCACUUAAAGAAAAGAAUUCAAAAAUUGAUGAAUUAACACAGGCAAUCAUAUUCUUAACGCAAAGGGACAAGGCGAGGACAAAGGAAAUUGAACUCUUAAUGCAAAUGCAUAAUUUUAGUGGAAGACAGGGAUUGGAAUCACCCGCUGAUGGUAGACGUUCAUCUGAGUCUAGCUACCGUAUUGGAGAUAAUGGAACUUCAGGGGGGACAAAUUAG